This is a messenger RNA of Zea mays, 3233 nucleotides long. RefSeq names its product protein LATERAL ROOT PRIMORDIUM 1. Gene Ontology annotation, molecular function: DNA binding; DNA-binding transcription factor activity. Gene Ontology annotation, biological process: positive regulation of DNA-templated transcription. The transcript is spliced from 2 exons. Bases 1899 to 2981 code for a protein of 360 amino acids. Gene Ontology annotation, cellular component: nucleus. Lineage: Eukaryota; Viridiplantae; Streptophyta; Magnoliopsida; Poales; Poaceae. The record is from RefSeq and is a predicted model, not a curated record.
UGUUUUGCAAGCCAGAUAGUAUUAUUAUUAUUAUGUAUUAAGCUGAAUUAGGGUAGAACAACAUGCUAUCUGCGUAUCCUGCACAGAUCAUUUUGGACAUUUUUUUCCCGUACAUAACAAUUGGCAGAACAAUAAUUUACUUUCGAAACGAAUUAGACUGUUCCGAGCUGGUCACCGUCAGAUGCUUUCUGAAGCGUAUGACAUGGAUGCCGCCACAAUACUCAUCACAAUAGUGUGAGUGAGCGGUUGCUCCGCCGUUGGCCGCCGCUGCCGAGUGGAGCCAAUUUCAGAUCCACGCGUCGGGCGUUUGGCUGCGGAACGUUGCGGCAGAGAGGAUCCUGCGGGGUGCGGGUUAGUGUAGUAAUGGCACGACGACGAUCGAAGCAGCUUGCAGCUGUAAAGAGGAUAUUUGUAUGAUCGGGAAAAAAUAUAUAUUUGAGGCUGCAGAAAGGAAGCAUGCUUGUGCUUGGCGAGUAGAAAAAAACAAAAAGGAAGGCGUUCGCGGGCAACGGAGGAGAGUAUACUACUGACCACAGUGGAUGUCUGACCGUUGGCAAAUGUGUGAGUGUGUGUGGAUGCGUGGGAUACAUCGAUUCCAAUGUUGGCAGGAGGGGUAGGCAGCAGGCUAGCUAGCUAGAUAGAUCCCUGACCCUGACCCCUCCCGCUGAAGAGCGCUCACGCCUUCAACGCGGCUGCAGGAUCGGCAGGAGCAGAAGCCAUCAGCAGCAGCAGAAGAAGCUCGUCAGUGGUGCGCAGGGGGUCAGCAGUGGUGCGAGCUGCUGCAGGCUGCAGGGCAGGCGGCAGCGGCAGGGACGGGGGCAACAAGACAAGCGGGGGAAGAGGAAGCCAAUUGGAAAUCCCACCGCCAAAGAUAGAUAGGGAGUGAUCGAGAAGAUCUCACAGAGGAAUUUCAGUGUCCCCACUCCGCCCACUUAUAUUCAUAAAACCACCCCACCCACCCCUUUCUUUUCUCUUCUUUUCCUAUCCUAUCCUUUCUCUCUCUCUUGCAACCUUCCUCCUUCCUCCAGUUCCAGAGGAGAGAGACGCGAGAAGCUUUCUCGCUCUACUAGUCUCUCUCUACCAUCCCUUUUCUUCUUCCUCUCCUCUCUCUCUUCCAUGUCACUGUCCUAGGCUGAAGAAAUCGCAAUAAAAAUCGCUAGACUAGCAGCAGCAGCAGGGCAGGAAGCGAGGUAAGGGGAGGAAAAAGACGAGCGAAAAGGGGGUGUUAGAGUUCCCCACUGAAGGCUGAGAGUAGAUAUUGAUGAUGAUCAUGAUGAUGAUAGGAACAGGACCAGGUAUAUAGGGUAGGGGAGAGAGGAAGCCAGUGAUUAGGGGGGUAGAUAGAGAGAGAGACAGGACGCUCUACUGCACUAGCUGCGCAACUCAGAGAAGAUACUCCAAUACCCUCUUGGCGUGGGCGGAGAACCAGCAGCAAGUUCAGCUCAGCUCAGCUGGGAGGUGCCGCAGGAGGAAGAGGAGGAGGAGAUUUUUAUUCGGACCGGAUCCACUGCGCGUAGCGUAGCCUCCUUUUCACUCCUACCUGCUGCCGGCCGCUGCCUGCCGCUGCUGCCGUAACGAAAUCUACAGCGGCGCAAGCAGCGAAAUUUUAAAUCUUUGCGGCUGCUCCGACCGCAGCGAAGCAGCUCCCCACUCUCUCUCCGCUGCUGCCUCCGCGGACGGAUUCCAUCCCCGGCCCUAUAAGUGUGGCUUCGGGACGGCGCUUCCCAUCCGACACCGGCGCCUUCGCGGACUGGGUCGCCUCCUCCGCCGCCGCGGCGCGCGGGGACGACCUCUCCCUCGGCUUCAAUGCCAGCGCGGCGGCCGCCGCGGCCGCGGCCGCCUCCGGCGCCUCGCUGGGCGCGGGCCUCUGGGGCCCGGCGUCCUCCGCCUCCGCCGCCAUGCGCCAGGCGGCCGCCAUGAACUACGGGAUGGCCGACGUGGGGAUGGUCGUCGUCGCGCCCGCCGCCUCCUUCCACCACACGCACCACCACCACCACCACCACGAGGCCGCCGCCGCCGCCGCCGCGGCUGCGGCGGCCUCCGGCGACCCCAUCUUCCCGCUGCUCUCCGGCGGCCCCUGCGUGCUUGAUCCGGACAAGUCGGCCUCCGCCAGCGCCAUCCAGUUCUGGCAGCAGCAGCCUCCGCCGCCGUCGUCGCCGGCUGCUGCAGCGGGCGCUAACCCUAACCCUAGCGCCAGCCCCUUCGCCUACCUCAAGAAGCCCCUCCCGAUGCUGGACGCCGGCGCCGGCUCCUCAGGCUCCGGCGCCACCACGUGCCAGGACUGCGGCAACCAAGCGAAGAAGGACUGCGGCCACAACCGGUGCCGCACCUGCUGCAAGAGCCGCGGCUUCGACUGCAACACGCACGUCAAGAGCACCUGGGUCCCCGCCGCCCGCCGCCGCGAGCGCCAGCAGCUCGCCGCCUCCGGCUCCGCCUCGUCCUCCCCCGCCACCGCCUCCGCGGCGGCCGUCGCCGCGUCCGCGUCCGCGUCCGCGUCCAAGAAGCCCCGCCUCCUCUCGUCGCAGACCACCACCUCGCACACGUCCACCUCCAACGCCACGACGCCCCGAAGCUUCGACACCACGUCCAGCCACCAAGACGCGUCGUUCAGGGACAGCCUCCCGAGGCAGGUGCGCGCGCCGGCGGUGUUCAAGUGCGUGCGCGUGACGUCCAUCGAGGACGGCGAGGACGAGUACGCGUACCAGGCGACGGUCACCAUCAACGGCCACCUCUUCAAGGGGUUCCUGUACGACCAGGGCCCCGACGACGGGCGCCACGCGGCCACCAGCAACGACGACUGCACGGCCGGCGGGGUGCCCAACAUCUCCGAGCUCCAUCUCGGAGCGGCGUCUGGUUCCGGCGCCGGCACCGGCACCUCGAUGUCGAUGGCUCCUCCCACGGGGCUGUACGGUGGCGGUGGCGGAGGACAUCAUCCGCACAUUCUCGGCGGGUCGUCGAGCUACGGUAACACCAUGAACUGAUGGAGUACGUUCCUUCCUUGUACACCGGAAGAGUCCCGGCCCGUUAAUUUCCAUUCCUUGUUGCUCUUCAUUUUCCACGCUAUAGUAGCAGAGUUCAAUUUUCUCAGCCUUGUCACUCACCCGGCGCCAUAGAUAGCAGGGCAUCAAUGCAUGGUGUUAUUCUGUUCUACCUCCUUCAUUCCAUCGUCCUACUGUGUUAUUUAGCCAUUCGUUGGUGUAUAAUAACAUCGAUGAGUUGUUUUUUCUUCUUCU